Salvia splendens (bonfire salvia) is the source of this 870-nucleotide messenger RNA. Its product is annotated as PRA1 family protein F2. Gene Ontology annotation, biological process: vesicle-mediated transport. Gene Ontology annotation, cellular component: Golgi apparatus; endoplasmic reticulum. The coding region runs from base 71 to 634 and encodes 187 amino acids. Lineage: Eukaryota; Viridiplantae; Streptophyta; Magnoliopsida; Lamiales; Lamiaceae. The record is from RefSeq and is a predicted model, not a curated record. The transcript has a single exon.
AAUCCCCUCUUCUCCCCCUUUCCAAUUUUCCCCCUUUUCUCAAAAACCCCCAAAUUCGCCGCCGCAAAAAAUGACGAGCUACGGCACAAUCCCGACCUCCUCCUCCCCGGCGGCGACCUCCGUCAACCUCGAGUACAUCUCCCGCGCCAAGGAGCGCAUCAAGGAAGGCCUCGGCACGCGCCGCCCCUGGGCCGAGAUGGCCGACUUCCACAGCUUCGACCUGCCGCGCUCCUUCCGCGAGUCGGUGGCGCGCGUGCGCACGAAUCUCGCCUACUUCAGCAUGAACUACGUCAUCGUCGCGCUCGGGAUUGUGUUCCUCAGCCUCCUCUGGCACCCGAUCUCGCUCAUCGUCUUCCUCGCGAUGAUGGCGGUGUGGCUCUUCCUCUACUUCCUCCGCGACGAGCCGCUUGUGAUCUUCGGCCGCCUCUUCAGCGACAAGGUCGUCCUGAUCGUGCUCGGAGUGCUCACGAUCUUCGUCCUGCUCUUCACCGGCGCGACGACGGAGAUCCUCAGCGCGCUGCUCGUCGCGGCGGUAGUGGUGCUCGUGCACGCCGUCGUGAGGAGGACCGACAAUUUGUGCCCCGAUGAGGAGUCCUCGGGCCUGCUGAGGUCAGCAAGUCCGCCUUCCUCUUGAUUUUUUUUUCAAUUUCGUUUUUGGAUCGUGUUUGUUUAUCCUUUUUCAAUUCCACUGUUUCUGGUGAAUUUUCAAAAAUCAAUUGAUCGUGAUUAUCAGUUGUUGACUUGUUGAAAUUUUUUGUAAUUUUGUUCAAUGUAUGCGUGAGGUGUAUUUAUUCAACAACUCUCUGAAUUUAUUUACCAAAAUCUACAGCUUCAAUUAUGCUUGAAGUUUGAAGUUUGAAGUUUGAAUCA